This is a messenger RNA of Vombatus ursinus (common wombat), 1122 nucleotides long. It is a transcript of the gene ALKBH2, whose product is annotated as alkB homolog 2, alpha-ketoglutarate dependent dioxygenase. Lineage: Eukaryota; Metazoa; Chordata; Mammalia; Diprotodontia; Vombatidae. The transcript is spliced from 4 exons. Gene Ontology annotation, biological process: DNA repair. The record is from RefSeq and is a predicted model, not a curated record. Bases 141 to 923 code for a protein of 260 amino acids.
GAGCUCGGGACCCCGGAAGCAGUGGCUGCAUCCUGCAGGAGCAGACAGGAUUGGGGGUAUCUGAGGAGUGGGGACUAAUUUGGGGUGCAGCUGGGUUUUAAAGGCCUCCCAACUCCCUGCUCACUUCCAGACAACAGCAGAUGGACAGAUUCCUGGUGAAGAAGGCUGCGGGCUGUCCUUCAGGACCAGCUAGAGAAGAGCAGGAACCAGGACACACCUUCCAGGCAGAAGAAGAAGAAAGAGGUAAGAAGAGACCCAGGAGGGAAACGGCGGAGAAAGACAGAGGCCUGGCGGGCGGCUGCCACUGGAGGAAGAUUCGGGCUGAGAACUUGGACUGUGAUUACACGGUCCUCUUUGGCAGGGAGGCCGCCGAUGAGCUUCUCCAGACGUUGGAAAAGGAAGUAGAGUAUUUUGAAGGCGAUCUUUCCAGAGUCCGAGUGUUUGGCAAAUGGCACAGAAUCCCAAGGAAGCAAGCCACUUACGGGGACCCAGGGUUAACCUACACCUUCUCGGGACUCACCUUAUCUCCAAAGCCCUGGAUCCCAGUCCUGGAGCACAUUCGAGACCGCGUGGCUGGUGUGACUGGACACACCUUCAAUUUUGUACUUGUCAACAGAUACAAAGACGGCUGUGAUCACAUCGGUGAGCACCGGGAUGACGAGAGCGAGUUGGCUCCCCGGAGCCCCAUCGCAUCCGUCUCCUUUGGAGCCUGCCGGGACUUCUUCUUUCGGCACAGAGAUUCCCGAGGGAAAGCGCCGUCCCGGCGGGUUGAGGUGGUGAAGAUGCAGCUGGCCCAUGGGAGUUUGCUAAUGAUGAACUACCCAACCAACAUCCACUGGUAUCACAGUCUCCCCAUCAGAAAAAGGAUUCUGGCUCCACGGGUCAAUCUGACAUUUCGGAACAUUCUGCUCUCUAACAGAUAAAUGCUUUUCCUAACUCUCGUAAAGCCUCAUUUUUGUGACAGAAAAAUCCGUUUUCCUUACAGCUCUAUGUCAAGGAGGGACUAAGUGGCAUUUUAGAUAGUAAACAGCGUGUGAAACAAAGCACAGUAAUCACACAGAACGCAAAAUUUAAAGAGGAUGGAACAGCACGUGUUGAUUUAUUAAAGGACUGUCUUACAUA